Lontra canadensis (Northern American river otter) is the source of this 682-nucleotide messenger RNA. RefSeq names its product natural cytotoxicity triggering receptor 3 (gene NCR3). Bases 65 to 613 code for a protein of 182 amino acids. Gene Ontology annotation, biological process: immune response-activating cell surface receptor signaling pathway; natural killer cell activation; positive regulation of natural killer cell mediated cytotoxicity. NCBI's taxonomy places the organism in Eukaryota, Metazoa, Chordata, Mammalia, Carnivora, Mustelidae. The record is from RefSeq and is a predicted model, not a curated record. The transcript has 5 exons.
ACAGGGAGCAGCGCUCUGUACCUUACUUCUCAGAUCCCCUUUGCCAACGGCAACACCCUCCGACAUGACCCAGAUGCUGUUGCUCAUCUUUAUCAUGGUCCAUUCAGGAUCCUGUGCUCUCUGGGUGUUCCAGCCCCCUGAGAUUCAUACCCAGGAGGGCACCGCUGCCUUCUUGCCCUGCUCCUUCAAUGCCAGCCGAGGGAAGUUGGCCAUUGGCUCUGUCAUGUGGUACCGGGACAAGGUGGCCCCAGGGAAGGAAGUGAGGAAUGGGACCCCGGAGUUUAGGGGCCGCCUGGCCCCUCUUCCCCCUUCCCGUUUCCUCUGUGACCAUCAGGCCGAACUGCACAUCUGGGACACCCAAGACUGUGACUCUGGAGUCUACGUGUGCAGGGUGGAGGUCCUGGGCCUAGGUGUUGGGACAGGGAAUGGGACUCUGCUGGUGGUAGAGAAAGGACGUCCUCGGCUAGGGGCCAGCACCGUCCUCCUCCUUCGGGCUGGAUUCUAUGCCUUCAGCUUUAUCUGUGUGGCCAUGGGCAGCACCAUCUAUUACCAAGGCAAAUGCCACUGUCACCUGAGAACACGCUGCCACUUCUUAGAUGCCUCUGAUGAGUGAUUCCAGAACCCAGGCAUCCAAUUCUCUUCAAGAGACCCCAAUAAAUUCUCAGCCCUGUCGCUAACACCU